UCUCUCCCCCUCCCCCUCCCACUCCCCAUCCUUCUCUCCCCUUUCCUAGGGUUCCGAUCUCCGCCUCUCGAUCUCUAGAUGAAGGCCUUCUCGCACCAGAGGAACGCAAGGGUUCCACCCUCCGAAACCCUCACUCCUCAUAAGCACCGGGCGCCGCGAAUCCCCAAGGAGAACGUCGACCCCGGUCCUAUCCCGCCGGAAUCGUCCCCCUUCAGGUCCCCUUCCGUCGCCGGAAAGCCCCUCGUCGCGAAGAACCGGAGCCCGCUCCCCCCGCGGCCGCCGCUGUCCUCGAACCACGGCGGCAACCCCCUCAAGCGGAAGCUAAGCUUGGAAACCCUACCCGAGAAUGGGGUUCCGGCCUCCAUGGCCUCGGAUUCUGGUGUUCAGGUGAUAGUGCGAAUGCGGCCUCUGAACAAGGAAGAAGAAGGGAAUCUAAUUGCACAGAAGAUUUCCUCAAACUCUAUUUCUAUCCUUGAUCAUGCCUUCACCUUUGAUUCGGUUGCUGACUCCAGAUCCACACAGGAAGAUAUUUUCCAUCUUGUGGGACUUCCAUUGGUUGAGAACUGCUUUGCUGGGUUCAACAGUUCCAUAUUUGCAUAUGGACAGACUGGCAGUGGCAAAACAUACACGAUGUGGGGGCCUCCGAGUGCUUUGUCAGAAGAUGCUUCAGCAAGCAAUGAGCGAGGAUUGACUCCCCGAGUCUUUGAGCGGCUCUUUUCCCGGAUAGAUGAAGAGCAAGCCAAGCACUCUGACAAGCAGCUGAAUUAUCAAUGCCGCUGUUCUUUUUUGGAGAUUUACAAUGAGCAAAUCACCGACCUGUUGGAGCCUACUCAGAGGAAUCUUCAGAUUAGAGAAGAUGUAAGAACCGGUGUAUAUGUCGACUGCUUGACAGAGGAGUAUGUGUGUACCAUGAAUGAUGUAAUCCAACUACUGACAAAGGGACUGACAAACAGGAGGAUUGGUGCUACUAGUAUAAAUGCAGAAAGUUCUCGUUCACAUUGUGUGUUUACUUGUAUUGUGGAAUCUCGAUCCAAGAAUGUGGCUGAUGGGCUAAGCAGCUUAAGGACCAGCAGAAUCAACCUUGUUGAUUUGGCAGGAUCAGAAAGACAGAAACAAACUGGUGCGGCAGGAGAACGUUUAAAAGAAGCAGGAAAUAUUAAUCGUUCCCUUUCACAGCUUGGUUGCAGGAACUUGAUUAAAAUUCUUGCAGAAGUUUCACAGUCUGGAAAACAGAGACAUAUUCCGUAUCGUGAUUCCAGGCUGACAUUUUUACUGCAGGAAUCUCUUGGUGGUAAUGCUAAACUAGCAAUAUUAUGUGCCAUUUCCCCAUCACAGAGCUGUAAGAAUGAAACAUUAAGUACCUUGAGAUUUGCACAGCGUGCAAAAGCCAUAAAAAACAAGGCAGUAGUAAAUGAAAUAACACAGGAUGAUGUUAAUGUCUUGCGUGAACAGAUACGCCAACUGAAGGAUGAACUUCUACGAAUGAAGACCCAUGGAACCCAAUCAGAGAACAAUGGAAGUUAUUCAACAGGAUGGAAUGCAUUGCGGAGCUUGAAUCUUUUGAGAAAGAGCCUUAACUGUCCUACAGCAGCAUUACCCGUUAUCAAAGAUGACAGUGAUGAAGAGAUGGAAAUUGAUGAGAAUGAUGUCGAGAAGCCCCAUUUCGAAGCAGGCGUACAGCCAUCUUCUGAAGACAAAGUACCUGCAGCAUUAGAGAUUUCAAAGGAGGAGGUAAGGUCCUGUAAGUCUGAUAAUAAAAUGGUUCUUGGAGAUGAACAGUCAGGUUAUAUAUCUGGGUCUGGCAGUGGCACUGAUCAAGUCGAUGCAGUGGAAGGUUGUGAAUUAGAGGACAAACAAAAGGCACAUAUUUCGGUUUCAGAUCCACCACAAAUUUCUUCCAGUUCUCCAAAAUCCAUCAUAUCACCAUCCAGCCUUAGUAUUGUGCCAUGCCAGACAUCCCCCCUUCUUCAGUCACCUACAUUAAGCACCUCACCGAUGGUCGAAAAUUGCAGCAGGAAGAGUCUUAGGACAUCAUCGUCGAAGUCAGCAUCUCAGAAAAAUAUGCUAGAAAAUGUGGAAACUCGUUCAGGGGAUCUAAAGUUAUCCUUUGCAGACACUUCAAAUCACAAUUCCGUGAAUGCUUCUAUCAUGCAAACCUGUAAGAAACUCCUGGCACCAACUGAACAUUUGGCAGCCAGUCUUCAUCAUGGUCUUCAAAUUAUUGGUAACCACCAGCGUAGUUCGGCUAUAAGGAGGUCAUCGUUCAUGUUUCCUAUUAGACCUGUUGAUGUCAAACCAAUGAGGCCAGCAAGCAAGGUUGAUGCUGGUGUACAAACACUUGUUCAAGAAUCAGAAAUAUCAGAAAUUUUAUCUACAUUUAUCUGUAAUCAUUGUAAAGAUAGAGCUUCUACGGAUGAAUAUAGCAAUGGAACAGAUUUGCAAUUAGUACCUAUUGACAGAUCAAUGUCUUCAGACAAACAAAAGAUACAAGUUCCCAAAGCAGUGGAGAAGGUAUUGGCUGGUGCCAUCAGGCGAGAAAUGGCAGUUGAAGAUCAGUGUGCAAAGCAAGCUGCUGAAAUUGCACAGCUAAAUCGUUUGGUCCAACAAUAUAAGCAUGAACGUGAAUGCAGUGCCAUAAUUGCACAGACACGUGAAGAUAAAAUUUCUCGCCUUGAGAGUCUUAUGGAUGGUAUUUUGCCAACAGAAGAUUUCAUGGAGGAAGAGUUUGUUUCACUUAUGAAUGAGCACAAGCUUCUUAAAGAGAAAUAUGAGAAUCAUCCUGAAGUUUUGCGGGAAAAUAUUGAGCUUAAUAGAGUUCAGGAGGAGUUAGAUCGGUGCAGAAACUUCUGUGAUAUGGGUGAGAGGGAUGUGUUGAUGGAAGAGAUUCAAGAUCUAAGGGGCCAACUGCAAUAUUACAUGAGUUCUUUGAUGUCAACUCAGAAACCAAAUCCACUGCUUCAGUUGGCUCAUUCAGUUGAACCCAAUUCAACACCUCUUAGCCCAAUAUCAGAGUUGGCUGAAGAAAGUGCUGAUGAGAAACUUAAACAGCAGAGGUGUCACUGUGAUGAAGCUGAAAGUAAGUGGAUUUCUAUUUCUGAAGAGCUUAGACGCGAACUUGAAGCAAGUCGCUCUCUCGCUGAAAAGUGGAAGUGGGAACUUGAUUCUGAGAAGAAAUGCUCAGAAGAGCUGAAAGAGGCAUUGCAUACAGCAAUGCAAGGUCAUGCCCAUAUUCUGGAACAGUAUGCAGAACUUCAGGAGAAGCAUAUUGCUUUACUUGGGAGGCACCGGAAGAUCAGUGAUGGGAUUGAAGAUGUAAAGAGAGCAGCAGCAAAUGCUGGGGUUAAGGGAAUUGAGUCCAAAUUCAUUGAUGCCCUUGCAGCUGAAAUUUCGGUUGUAAGAGCAGAGAGAGAAAAAGAGAGGCGCUAUUGGAGGGAUGAAAAUAAAUGCCUUCAGGCUCAACUUAGGGAUACUGCUGAAGCUGUGCAGGCUGCUGGAGAAGUGCUAGUGCGGCUAAAGGAAGCAGAGGAAACUGCUGCACUUGCUCAGAAGCGUACGUUGUUGGCAGAACAAGAGACUGAGAAAGCCUAUCAAGAGAUAGAUAAUUUGAAGAAGACUUAUGAAAAAGAGAUUUUAUUAUUAAAUCAGUUUCUUGCGGAGUCACGUCUCCCAAAAGAAGCUCCAAGAACUGCAGAAUUUGAUGAUCCUGCUGCAGCCAAAUAUGAUGGUGGGAGGACUCUCACUGAUCAACCAUGGGUACAGGAGUUCGAACCUUUUUGCCAUGAGGGGGAAAAUGAAUUUUCUAAGGGCACAGAUCCCAAUUCAUGGUUUUCUGGUUAUGAUCGGUGCAACAUCUGAAGCAAUAAAGAACUGGAUGUCAGCCAUCUGUUUGUAUCACAAAAAAAAUGUUGUACACUCAAUUAUUGAUAAUAUCUGCUGUCAAUUGGUUAUAUCUACAAUUUCUGGCUCUCACCGGUUGUGAGGACCUGUUGUUAUUUCCAUCAGGUUAUCUCGUGUCACAUUCAUGUUUUGUAUGAUCAGAACAGAUCUAUAAGAGCCGGUUCUUUGUAUUGUUGUAUGAAUUUUGAAUAUAAUUUUCUAAAUUGAUUAUCCAUUAUUCAUUAA
Elaeis guineensis (African oil palm) is the source of this 4122-nucleotide messenger RNA. The record is from RefSeq and is a predicted model, not a curated record. Lineage: Eukaryota; Viridiplantae; Streptophyta; Magnoliopsida; Arecales; Arecaceae.